CGGGCGUUCCCGCUUGUGGAUUGACUUACUUGAACAUCUGAAAAUUGGGUGCUUGGACUCCUAGUACCAUGUCAGCUGGAAGAGUGCGAACGAAGAAAAAAGUACCAGUUUUAGACCAAGCAUCUGAUAAUCUUCCUUUGAGAAGUUCAGGGAGACAGGUGAGGAGAAAGGCAGCAGAGGCAGUUGAGGAUGAUGAAGAAACAUCAGAGAAGAAAUAUCGGAAGUGCGAAAAAGCAGGCUGUACUGCAUCUUGCCCAGUGUGCUUUGCUAGCGCUGCCGAAAGGUGUGCUAAAAAUGGCUAUACUUCAAGAUGGUAUCAUCUGUCCUGUGGGGAACAUUUCUGUAAUGAAUGUUUUGAUCAUUACUACAGAAGUCAUAAGGAUGGUUAUGAAAAAUACACUGCGUGGAAAAGAAUUUGGACCAGUAAUGGAAAAAGUGAACCCAGUCCUAAAGCUUUUAUGGCUGAUCAACAGCUUCCUUACUGGGUUCAGUGCACAAAGCCGGAGUGUGGGAAGUGGCGUCAGCUGACAAAGGAAAUCCAGCUUACCUCACAAAUAGCCAAAGCAUACCGCUGUGGCAUGAAACUGAACAGUUCUACUAAGGUGGAAGGCUCAGACCAAUGCUCCAUGCCUGAGGAUCUGAGAGUUGCUGAAGUUUCAGAUCACUGGUGGUAUUCCAUGCUUAUCCUUCCUCCCCUGUUGAAGGACAGUGUGGCUGCUCCACUUCUAUCUGCAUACUAUCCAGACUGCGUGGGUAUGAGUCCAUCUUGUACCAGUACUCACCGGUUGGUUGGUGAAUCCAGUGUGAUAAAAAUGGAGCACUUAAAGACUCCACCUUCCAUAGCUGGGAUGAACAAAUACUUCCAGCCUUUCUAUCAGCCCAAUGAAUGCGGUAAAGCCCUGUGUGUAAGGCCAGAUGUAAUGGAGUUAGAUGAACUCUAUGAGUUUCCAGAAUAUUCCCGGGACCCCACCAUGUACCUAGCUCUGCGAAAUCUCAUUCUGGCCUUGUGGUACACAAACUGCAAAGAACCUCUAACUCCUCAGAAAUGUACUCAUCACAUAAUUGUCCGAGGACUAGUACGUAUUCGCUGUGUUCGGGAGACAGAGAGAAUUCUUCAUUUUAUGACCAGGAAAGGUCUGAUUAAUACAGGAGUCUUGUCAGUUAAUCGAGACCAAGCCCUGCUUCCCAAGGACUACCACAAUAAGUCUGUAAUUGUAGUUGGGGCUGGCCCAGCAGGAUUAGCAGCUGCAAGACAACUUCAAAAUUUUGGAAUUAAAGUCCUCGUACUUGAAGCAAAGGAUAGAAUUGGUGGACGAGUAUGGGAUGAUAAGACUUUCAAGGGGAUCGUUGUAGGAAAAGGGGCUCAGAUUGUGAAUGGCUGUAUCAACAAUCCUAUAGCACUAAUGUGCGAGCAACUGGGCAUUAAAAUGCAUAAAAUUGGAGAGAAGUGUGACUUGAUCCAAGAAGGUGGAAGGAUAACUGAUCCUACCAUAGAUAAGCGUAUGGAUUUUCAUUUCAAUUCUAUCCUUGAUGUUGUGGCAGAUUGGAGAAAAGAUAAAAGUCAACAUCAAGAUAUUCCUCUUGGAGAUAAAAUUCAGGAAAUCUAUAAAGUUUUUAUUCAGGAAUCUGGGAUCCAGUUCAAUGAACUAGAGGAAAAAGUGCUCCAGUUCCAUGUUAGUAAUUUAGAAUAUGCCUGUGGCAGCAACCUCCAUGAAGUUUCUGCACGUUCUUGGGAUCAUAAUGAAUUUUUUGCUCAGUUUGCUGGUGAUCACACCUUAUUAAGUUCAGGAUAUUCUGCCAUAACUGAAAAAAUAGCUGAAGGCCUGGACAUUAGGUUAAAGGUUCCAGUCUGUAGUAUUGAUUACUCAGGAGAAGAGGUACAAGUGACCACAACAGAUGGAACUCUGUGGACAGCACAAAAGGUUUUAGUUGCUGUACCUUUAGCUGUUCUUCAAAAAGCAGCUAUUCAGUUCAAUCCAGCCUUGUCGGAUAGAAAAAUGAAAGCUAUCAAUAGUUUAGGAGCAGGAGUCAUUGAGAAGAUUGCACUACAGUUUCCUUAUAGAUUCUGGGACAGCAAAAUUCAAGGGGCUGAUUACUUUGGCCAUGUUCCACCUAAUUCAAGCAAACGUGGACUCUUCAGUGUUUUCUAUGACAUGGAUCCACAGCGUAAAUGCAGUGUUCUAAUGUCUGUAAUUACUGGAGAUGCUGUGGGAACUAUUAGGAAUUUAGAUGACAAACAAGUGCUGCAGCAGUGCAUGACUGUGCUUCGGGAAUUGUUUAAGGAACAGGAAGUGCCAGAUCCAGUCAAAUAUUUCAUUACACGAUGGAGCAAAGACCCUUGGAUCCAAAUGGCAUAUAGUUUUGUAAAGACAGGGGGCAGUGGUGAAGCUUAUGAUAUACUUGCUGAAGAUAUACAGGGAAAAAUCUUCUUUGCUGGCGAGGCCACAAAUCGGCACUUUCCACAGACAGUUACGGGAGCCUACUUGAGUGGUGUUCGAGAAGCAAGCAAAAUAUCAGCAUUUUGAAUACUAAACUACUGUUUACAUUUUUAAACAAAUCCUAACGCCAAGUGGUGCUCAAAUGUGUGAAGACUAAACAAUUUUUAAAGCUUUUUUAUUUUUUACACCUUGAGGAUGCACUUACGUUUUAUCAGAAAAGUAUGCUAAAGUAGCAAUUACUUGUGAGCAGUGCUAGCAGCCAGACAAGCAUAUUCAUCUCAUAUCUUUUUUGAAACUUCAGCUGGAAGUCUAUAUUAUGGAAGUUGGAAAUGUAAUGAACCUUAAAUAGUUGUGGGUGGACUGUCAAAUAGCUCAUAGGUAGUCAGAAAUGUUUCUUCAAAAGGAUAGUAGGUUUCUCCAAUCACGUCUAUAAAAAAAAAAAACUACAAGAAAUGGUCAGAAAUACAAACAUGGAGGCCUGUUGUACUGUUUAAUUAUAUAUUAUGCAUAAAACAAUCAAUUCAUAACCUUCAUUACUGACCUGCAAAAAAAUGACAUAAAAGCAACAUUUGUGUGAUGCUUAUUAUUUGCUGAUCAUGUAAAUGGACUAGCAAAAAUGUUUGUUCUGUGGACAUUUCCUUUCUGUGCACUUACAGUUUCAAUUAUCAGAACUCCAGUUAAGGAAGUAUAAUGGAAGUAGGUAAUUCAGUGAAAACUUUUUUUUGGGGGGGGCUUAAAUUUGGGGUUGGUUGUUUUUGAAAAGUUAAAUGAUGUGACAUCAUCCAAAAGCAAACAAAUUUUAGAUGGUGUAAUAUCAGUUCAUUAUAUUGUACAAUGACAAUUUCAGUAUGGCAGCAUCAAUAUCUGUUCUAUUAUUUUUCAAAAACAUCUCUUAAAUGUGUUUAAAAAGUAUUUUGCUACAAGAAUGCAAUAUGCAACAUUUCUCAAACAUAUGAAUCCCUGAAUAGUAACUUGGUUUAAAAUAGAGGACAAAUUGGAGAAGAAUUACUGUUUAAAAAUAUUCACAAUUUUUAAUAGUUUUACUAAAUUAAAUAGCCAGGCUAUAAUUAUGAAAACAUGUAUAUAAAGAAAUACAAAAUAAAAAUGGAUGAUUUCUGGAAAUUUUCCUCCCAUUUAAAAUGCUAAAACUGUGUGAAUGUUUAUCCAAAGCAGCUUAACUGUUUUUUUUUAACCUAGUUAUUUUCUUUCGUACUUAUUAAUCCUUUAACGUGUAUUGAAGUUUUUGUAAAUAUUAACAAAUAGCAAAUUGCAUUAGGAAAUAAAGGAAACCCGUUUUAAACCCAAA
Molecule: messenger RNA, 3744 nt
Organism: Python bivittatus (Burmese python)
Lineage: Eukaryota; Metazoa; Chordata; Lepidosauria; Squamata; Pythonidae
Source: RefSeq, a predicted model, not a curated record